UCAACUCACAGCGACGCAGAGCAGUAGUUGAAGUCCUUCCUGAUCAUCAUCAUCGACAUGAAUCCAAUGAGAGUGCUUAGCCUUCUGGCCUUGCUGGUCGUGGCCGCCAUGGGCAGCCCAAGCGGCAGGAUGAACGACAACUCGGUCAACCAGGCGCUGAAGCCAUCCCAAUGGCUCUCAUCCCAGCAGCUGGAGGCUAUUCCAUCUGUUGAUGAUCUGACGCUGGAGCGUUUGGAGCGCAUGUCCUUGGAGAAGGGCGCUGAGCUGUUGCAGCAAGUGUACCAUCUGUCGCAGAUCAACCACGAUGUUGAGCCCAACUAUGUGCCCAGCAACGUGCAGGUUUAUGUGCCCCAGAUCAAUGGCGAGAAGAUCGUUGCCCCAAUCAACGAGAUCACCCAGCGUUUGAAGCAGCAGAAGCAGAACUUUGGCCAGGAUGAGGUUACCAUCAUUGUCACCGGUCUGCCCCAGACCAGCGAGACCGUGAAGAAAUCCACCCGCAAACUGGUUCAGGCUUACAUGCAGCGCUACAACCUGCAGCAGCAGCAGCAGGAGGGCCAGAAAUACAGCCGCAGCUCGGAGGAGGACAACAAGAAGACAUCCAGCGAGGAGGACUACAGUGAGCUGGCCAAGAAUGCCAACACCAACACCGGCGACAUCAUCGUUGUUGACUUGGGCUCCACUUUGACCAACUACAAGCGUUAUGCCAUGCUCGACAUUGAGAAGACCGGCGCCAAGCUCGGCAAAUGGAUCGUUCAGCUGACCAGCGAAUUGGAAUUGCCCUAUGAGACCAUCCACAUGAUUGGCCAGAACAUUGGUGCCCAUGUUGCCGGCGCUGCUGCCAACGAAUUCACCCGCCUGACUGGCCACAAACUGCGCCGUGUCACCGGUUUGGACCCCAGCAACAUCAUUGCCAAGAACCGCAACACACUGUCGGGUCUGUCUCGCGGUGAUGCCGAAUUCGUCGAUGCCAUCCACACCUCGGUCUACGGCAUGGGCACACCCAUCCGCAGCGGUGAUGUUGACUUCUAUCCCAAUGGUCUGGGUGCUGGUGUUCCCGGAGCCGACAACGUCGUUGAGGCCGCCAUGCGUGCCACUCGCUACUUCGCCGAAUCUGUCCGUCCCGGCAACGAGCGCAGCUUCCCCGCUGUUCCCGCCAACUCGCUGAAGCAGUACAAGCAGAACGAUGGCUUUGGCAAGCGCGCCUACAUGGGCAUCGAUGCUGCCUACGACAUUGAGGGCGACUACAUCCUGCAGGUCAACCCCAAGAGCCCCUUCGGUCGCAACGCACCCGCCAAGAAGCAGAACAACUACCACGGCAUCCACAACGGCUGGCAGAACGAGAAGGAUUACUAAAUUCUCAAUCAAUUUAGGAAUCCGCAAUCCCAAUGGACAAAAUGAUUCAUCGAAUGUCGCACUUUAGAGUUUAAGAACCCAAACCACACAAUUGGAUCUUUUUCUUGAUAACAACGAGUAGUAAUUUUCAUACUAUUAUAUAAAUUCAUGACAAAAUAAACGCAUAUAUUCUUUGUGAAUAAUAUA
Messenger RNA from Drosophila nasuta, 1539 nucleotides. It is a transcript of the gene Yp1, whose product is annotated as Yolk protein 1. The record is from RefSeq and is a predicted model, not a curated record. The transcript is spliced from 3 exons. Bases 58 to 1353 code for a protein of 431 amino acids. Gene Ontology annotation, biological process: lipid catabolic process. Lineage: Eukaryota; Metazoa; Arthropoda; Insecta; Diptera; Drosophilidae. Gene Ontology annotation, molecular function: lipase activity; serine hydrolase activity.